Messenger RNA from Venturia canescens, 2003 nucleotides. RefSeq names its product alkylglycerol monooxygenase-like. The transcript is spliced from 10 exons. Gene Ontology annotation, molecular function: iron ion binding; glyceryl-ether monooxygenase activity. Lineage: Eukaryota; Metazoa; Arthropoda; Insecta; Hymenoptera; Ichneumonidae. Gene Ontology annotation, biological process: lipid biosynthetic process. Gene Ontology annotation, cellular component: endoplasmic reticulum. The coding region runs from base 71 to 1420 and encodes 449 amino acids. The record is from RefSeq and is a predicted model, not a curated record.
UCGCCGACGUCGCGGGGGUUCGCUUCUUUUGGUACGAGAAGCGCGCGCUAACCGCGAGAAAAUCGCAGUCAUGAAUGAAACUUACGAAAAGCAAGUCGCACCAACUUGCCUCCUCGCAACCACCGCUCGAUCUUUCGUCAAUAAUUUCGCUAAGUUCUUCUACGCUAUCGAUCCGAGUGACACCACCUACGAAUUUUAUCACCGGGUCCCGGAUUACCAACAGCAGGUCUGGCUGUCUUUCUUCGUCCUCAUUAUCCUGGAAAAUGUGAUACUGUACGCUAAAAAAGAAAACUCCUUUCGUCUCAACGAUCACGUCACGUCUCUUUCCCACUGGAUAUUUCAAGAAUCUGGACGCGUCCUCUUCCGUGGUGCCGAGUACUGCGCUUAUAUUUAUCUCUACGAGAACUAUCGGGUAUGGAGCCUGCCUUGGGACUCUGUGUGGACUUGGUACGUCACUGCAAUCGGGGUGGAUUUUUGCUACUACUGGGUCCACCGAGCGAAUCACGAGUUGCACUUCCUGUGGGCUCAUCACCAGGUCCAUCACAGCAGCGAGGAGUUUAAUUUGGUGGUUGGGCUCCGGCAGUCCGUGCUGCAGCAUUGGUGCAGCUUCGUAUUUUACCUACCGCUGGCACUGUUCAUUCCGCCUUCCCAUUACGUCGCUCAUCACCAAUUCAAUUUGAUCUAUCAACUGUGGAUCCACACGACGCUCAUCGACGACCUCGGGCCCCUUGAAUUCUUCUUCAACACGCCGAAGCACCAUCGCGUUCACCAUGGAUGCAAUUUGUAUUGCUUGGACAAAAAUUACGGCGGCGUGCUCAUCAUAUGGGACAGAAUUUUCGGCACUUUCAUGGCCCCACGGGACCAGAAAGAUAUUAUUUAUGGACUUGUCGUCAGCCCGAGAACUUUCAAUCCACUGUACUUGCAAAUAUUUUACGCGAAAGCGAUGAUCGAAAAGAGCUUGAGCCAAAAAACCGUGGAGGACAAACUGGCCGUGCUUUGGAAGGGUCCGAGUUGGUUUCCCGGAGCGCCUCGUCUCGGUCUCGACGAAUUCAAGAUCAACGUCACUUCCCGCAUCAAAUACGACAGGUAUUUGCCAUCGUGGCAAAGUUUCUACGUAACUUUGCACUUCUGCAUCGUCUUUUACGUGCAUCUACAAUUUUACGAGGAGAGGCGGGAAAUCAACUUGCUGACCAGCCUCUCGAUAGUGCUGAACAACUUGUUCAGCCUCACCGCAAUUGGUCUCAUAUUCGACGAGUACGAGCACGCCGAUAUCGUCGAGUUUAUACGAUGCACAAUCAACCUUUUGCUGUUCGAGAGCUAUCGAAGCGUGAGAACCUCGAACGACAUUAUUUACUACGUUUAUCUGGCAUCGUGGUACCUCUGGAUCGCCCAUUUCUUUCGAAGGAUUAAACGCGAUUAGGUCGCUCUUAAGUUUUAAGCAAUUCGUCGAUCCACCGUUAGAACAACCUCGCAGAUCCUCGUCCAGAUUUCGAACUGGAAAAACGCAGUCGCAAUUCGAUGGACCUGUUGCCAAAUCGAGAACUGCGUUUCGAUUCACCUUCCCGUGUUCGAUAAAUUUAACCCGUUUGGCGUAAGACGCGAAGAUAUUCGAGACGAGGAAUCGUAAAAGUAGGAAAAACCACAUAACCACAUUGGUGCGAGUUACCGUGCACGCAGUUUUAUUUAUAAGUCGAGACUGUCUAUAUGUAAAUACCGAGUGUGAGUGUUCCGAGUGUGUGUGUUCGAUUCGAGGCUUGGGAAGCAUCUUCGAAGAGCCUCGAUCAAAUAUAAGAGUGAUUAUUUAUUGAUAAAUCGAUAGCGAAGUAGAAUGAUCGUUUGCGAUGCGGAAUAAUAAUAGUGAGUGAUUUUUUACUGUGAAUAAAAGAAAGUGCAUUUGAGAGAUGUUUGUGGAUCGACCUAUAACCGUCGAUUACGAGCGACGAGGUCGACCGAGAUAAGAGCAAGUCGAGAAAAAUAAUGAAAAAUAAAGAACUGUAAAUGUU